GGUUACCCACGUGUGCUGUGUUGAAAUUUACGAUCGUGGUGUACGGUCCUGCAAUUAUCAUCGAAUUUAAGCGUUCGGCUGCUGACGACAAAAUCAGAAGAGAAAGUUUGAUUUACAGAUGUGUUAUUUGACAUAAUCUCUUCCAAUGGGUGAUUUCUGCGUACAUCUAGUGCGUUUCUUUAACUACACCCCCAGUGCUAUUCAUUGCCUAGCAUACGAAGAGAGCAUUCAACGAUUGGCUGUGUCAAGAUCUGAUUCAUCAGUUGAAAUAUGGAGUAGACAAGAUGGUUGGUAUCAUGAAAAGACUGUUCCUGGCUGUGAAGGGCGAUCAGUAGAAGCCUUAACAUGGGUAAACUCCAGGUUAUUUUCAGCCGGUCUCUAUGGUGGCAUUACAGAAUAUGACUUGAUGAAAAUAGAACCACGGAUUACUGUGGAUUCACUUGGUGGUGCAGUUUGGUGUAUGACUACGAAUGCUUCAAGAACACAUAUUGCCGAGUCGAUACUGUCUGAUGUCAAUCCAAUGUACUCAAAGAAAAAGUCUGGAAGUAAAGCAAAACAUCUGUUCAAGAGAUGGAUCCUUCUGCCAUUUCCGCAACAUAAACAUCUUGUACACUUGGCUGCUGAUGCAGAUGUCAUUAUGUUUCAAUUUUCAACACAUUUGGAACUUUGGAUGCUUGGUGCCACCAGCAGGACAAGUAAAACAGAUGGUGAUGAUGGUGAUGUUUUACCGCUGCUCAGAAAACCUUCUAAAUUAUUGGAGCUGAAAGCAAAGGGAAACGAUCAGAUAGUUUGCAGUGCUAUUAGCAAAUGUGGUAGUUGGAUAGUUUACUCUGAUAUAACCAAGAUAAGAAUGUAUCAUAUCACCAUGGAUACACCUUCUGUUACCAAGGUUGCUGGUUUACCCUCAGACCUGUCUCCAGCUCACUGCAUGAUGUUUACACGGGAUAGUAGCAAACUGAUCAUAGGUACAAGAGACUGUACUGUGCAAAUUGUCCAAGUAGAUAAUCUUCAGCCUGUGAUACUGCACACAUUUUCUGCAGUUUGUCAACCAAUACAUUUACUGUCAGUCACUGAGGAUGGAUGUUAUGUUGCUGUUGGUAACCAUGCUAGUCAAAUCAAUGUAUAUAACAUUGAAGCAUAUACGCAUCACUGUAGUUUACCACAGUUAUCUACUCAACCAUGUUCUAUGGGAUUCAGUCCACAUAAUUCAAUGCUAAUGGUAGUCUACUGCAAUCAAAAGAUUGUUGAAUACGAUAUAACCAAGAAAGAAUACAGUAAUUGGAGCAAAGCCAGUAAUCACAGUCUAUCCAAGAUGUGGAAACUGAGACAAGGCAAAGUGAUGAAAAUUGGCUUCAGUCCAACUAAUCCAAAUAUGGUCAUCUUGCAGGCACAUGAUAUGUUUGCUGUUAUUGAUAAAACAAAAUCUAAUAUCACUGAGAAGAUUACAGGCAAUGAAGAUCUCCAUAAUACGAAAAGUGGAAAAAAGGAAGCUGUGUUUUGUCAUAAAUAUAAUCCACUACUCUUCUUAGAUGCUUUAAAAGACAAUGUGUUAGUUGCUGUUGAGAGACCAAGACCAAUGAUGCUGGAAUCACUUCCAGAAAGUCUAAAAAUGAAAAAAUUUGGAACAUAAACUUUAUUAAAAUUGUGUUUUGUACAAACAACUAAUGUGAAUUCAGUCAUACGCACGAGUACUACAAGGUAAUUACUUGUAUAUCAUAGUCUGUUGAUGCUUAUUCAAUUCAAGAUUGCCGAAUAGUGUGCAUUUUAAACCAAACCAACCAAGUAUUUCCAACUCUCUGGAAUCAAAUCAAACUUUACACAUACUUUGUAUAGUUAAUACAAAAUGGCUGACUGGUUUUAGUCUUGCAUAGUGUUGGAUGCAAAACUGAUCCCUUGAGUUAAUUUACGACAAUGUUGGUUUAUUAAUAAAUCACUCAAUUUCA
This is a messenger RNA of Saccoglossus kowalevskii, 1943 nucleotides long. RefSeq names its product U3 small nucleolar RNA-associated protein 4 homolog. The record is from RefSeq and is a predicted model, not a curated record. Lineage: Eukaryota; Metazoa; Hemichordata; Enteropneusta; Harrimaniidae. Gene Ontology annotation, biological process: maturation of SSU-rRNA from tricistronic rRNA transcript (SSU-rRNA, 5.8S rRNA, LSU-rRNA). Gene Ontology annotation, cellular component: small-subunit processome; 90S preribosome; t-UTP complex. Gene Ontology annotation, molecular function: protein binding; RNA binding.